AUCCCAAAAGCCCAAAAAUAUAAAAAACACAUUUUUUUCUCUCUCCUCUUUCCUCUCUCACACUUCCCACUGUCCCUUUCUGCAUUCAACACUAUGUUUAUUUCACUCACCUUUCUUUCUCAUUUUUUUCAUUGCAUGAUCACUCUAUUCUCCAAUUUUCAGCUUCUAUGAUUCACAGUUGAAACUGUUUCGUUCACAAAAACUAUUUUUGUUUGUGAAAUGGAUGUAGGUGGUGAUGAAGAAGAGUUCAGGAGGUGUAGUAUACAAGGUGGGUCUGGAUGGCGGUGUAAAGAGAGAGCUUUACCUGGAAACCCUCAAUGUGAAAAGCAUCAUUUGUAUGCACUUAAUAGAAAGAAAAAUAGUAAGAAAAGUAGUUCUGGGAGGAAAAGAAAAGCUGAAGAAAGUUCAGAAAAUGGGGUUGUUGAGGAUGAUGGUGGAGGUAAAGGGUUGUUUGAUGGUGGUGAUGAUGGUGGUGGUGGGGUUUUUGUAGAAGGUGAAGUGAAUGGUGGUGUUAAUCUUGGUGUUGAUUCUGGGAGUUUUAAUCUCUGGCAACAAGGAGAAGGUCAACAGCUUGAGGUUUUUGGAGAGGGGAAUGGGAAUUUAGGUAAGUUUCUUGGGGAUGGAGUUGAGUUUUUAGGUGGGUUUGUUGAGGAUAGGAAUGGUGUUGGUUUAGGUCAGCCAUGGAGUAGUGUAGGUGUGUUUGGGAAUGCUGGUGGGGUUUCUGGUGUUGUGAAAGAAGAUCAUGGAAACCGCGUUGAUGGUGUUUGUCAAAAUGACUCACUUGGUUUUCAUUCUCAAGGAAUUGAUGGGUUGAUUGGCGAAGAAGAUGGAGCUGGGUUUGGGAAUUUGUAUGAUAGGAGUUUUCAAGCACUUCUUAGUCAAGGGAAGGUUUGUGAGGAAGAUGUGAAUUUAAUUGAUGGUGCAACAGGUUUUCAAGGGUUGGAUGGGGAAAGUGCUUAUGAUUUUAGAGGUGAGGUUGGUGAGGGUGUGGGAAAUCUAAGUCAGCAAGAUGGUAAAUUCGGAGGUGAAAAAAAUGUUGAUAAUGUAUUAGAGGCUCCUAACUCUAAUUCAAGUGACAAGAUGAAAGCCAUUGGUGUUGAAGAGGGAAUGGAACUGUUACCAAGUGGAGGAGUUUCUACUAAUGAAGAGGCAAAAGGUGAAGUUUUGAAGCCAUUGACUAGGAGAGGAGGAAGACCUAAGGGUUCUAAGAAUAAGAAGAAGAAAAGGGUUAGCUUAGCCGUGGACGGAGAAGCGGCUUGUGGAAGUGAUAAUGCAGGAACAAUUGGGAUGGAUACGGUUGAAGUUUUAGAGAAUGAAAAAUCAGUGUUUUGUGGUAAGUCUGAUGGAGAAGGUGUGGAAAUGGGUGAGAUUGCAAGGACAAGGGAGUGUAGUCAACCGGAAGAUCAGAAGUGUACAGGGGAGAUUGAUUUGGCGGCUGGUUAUGAAGUUGCUGGGGUUGGUGAGAUUUCAAGACCGCUAAACAAAGAGAAGAAUGUCGAGGAAGUUAGUAGUGAAGUUGCAGUUGAGAUAGCAAGGCCUAAGAAGCGUGGCCGGCCAAAGAGUUCAGCCAAUAAGAAGGUAACCUGUAGUGCUUCUAGCAAAGAAGGAGCUGGUGACAUUACAACACAAGGUUCAGAAGAAAAAAUGCUGAUCGUUCCGUAUCAGGAAGAUGCAGAUGAGUUUGCAAGCCUAACUAAGAAACUUGGUCCAGCAUUGUCUACAAGGAAUAAAUUGAAAGGUAUUGAAUUUGAGGGUUAUAAGAAUCCAGAAAUGUCUAGUAAUGUUCGUCUUGAAGGUAAUGAUGGAACUGCAAGUGGUUUGGAGAUUACUACACCGGCUCCUUUAAGUGAGACGGAAAAAGAGAUGCCUUUUGAAUCUGCCAAACAUAUUGAAAACUUAACUACGCCGCCAAUAGUUAAGCGUGGUCGACCUAAGGGCUCAAAGAACAAGAAGAAAAGGCUAGCCGAUCAGGAGCACAUAGGCCAUGGAGGUGACAUCAUUAAGCUAAUUGGUAUGGAAAAUGACGAAGCCACUGCUGUUAGUGUCGGGGGUCAGGAAUUGGUGGUUCAAACCCUUGGUCAAGAUGAGGUUCAGAGUGUUAAACCAAAGAUAGGUCGACCAAAGGGAGCUAAAAAUAAGAAGAAAAAUAUUGAUGGUGAAGCUGAAAACGAGUUACAUAAGGAGAAAAAAAAGCGUGGUAGGCCUAAGGGUUCUGGCAAAAAGCAAAAGGAGACUGGAAAUGAAAAGAUAGCAAAGGGAUUGGUGAGUGAAUCUGGCGAUGUCCAUAAGAUUGAAAGGCGUGGUAGACCAAAGGGUUCAGGCAAAAAGAAAAUGGAUAACAGUUCUCGAUUGGAUGCAGAGAUUGAAUGUGAGAAGAAUACAUGUGUUAAUGGAAUUUUGAGUACGACUAUGCCACAUAAACAUAUACAUGAGGAAUCCAUUUUACUGCUAGAAGAUCAAGUAAAUAAGAAAGACGAGACAGAUUUUGUUCUUGAGUGCUCAAAGGAAUCUGGAAUUGAAAAGGUAGCAAAGGGAUUGGUGAGUGAAUCCGACAAUGUCCAUAAGACUCAGGAUGUCGAAGUGGGAGAUAUUUUUUAUGAAAAGGAGGUGAAAGAAACUAUAGAUCAUGGAUUGGAACCUUCAGACAUGAUGAGUGACUGUGAGACCAAAAAGGAGCCAAGGAAUUCAAGGUGCCAUCAAUGCUGGAAGAAGAGUAGAACUGGUCUUGUUGUUUGUUCCAAGUGCAAAAGAAAGAAAUAUUGCUAUGAGUGCAUUGCAAAAUGGUACCAAGAUAAAACUAGAGAGGAGAUAGAGACUGCUUGUCCCUUUUGUCUGGAUUAUUGCAAUUGCCGAAUGUGCUUGAAGAAAGCUAUAUCUACGAUGAAUGGGAAUGAUGAAGCAGAUAGAGAUGUCAAAUUACGGAAACUGUUUUACUUGCUCAAAAAAACUUUGCCAUUACUCCAAGAUAUCCAACAGGAGCAGAGAUAUGAAUUGGAAGUAGAAGCAAGCAUACACGGUUCCCAGUUGGUGGAAGAGGAGAAUAUUCAGAAGGCAGAAGUUGAUGAAGAUGAUCGAGUUUAUUGUGACAACUGCAAUACAUCCAUUGUCAAUUUCCACAGAAGUUGUUCCAAUCCUGAUUGCCAGUAUGAUCUCUGUCUUACUUGUUGCACUGAACUAAGACUUGGAGUUCAUUGUAAAGAUAUUCCUGCUAAUGGUAAUGACGAAAUGGUCGAUGCACCACCAGAAUCUAUUGCUUGGAGAGCAGAGACAAAUGGUAGUAUUACCUGCCCUCCGAAAGCUAGAGGAGGUUGCGGUAUUGCUAUCCUCUCAUUGAGGCGCCUAUUCGAAGCUAAUUGGAUUAACAAGUUGACUAGAGGUGUGGAGGAACUUACCGUCAAAUAUCAGCCACCUAUUGUUGAUCUUUCUUUAGGAUGUUCAGAAUGCCGUAGUUUUGUGGAAGACGUAGCUCAAAAUUCUGCAAGGAAGGCAGCUUCAAGAGAAACCGGUUAUGACAACUUUCUGUACUGUCCGGAUGCUGUUGAAACCGGAGAAACAACAUUUGAGCAUUUCCAAAGACACUGGAUAAGGGGUGAACCUGUUAUUGUUAGGAAUGCAUAUAAAAAAGCUAGUGGUCUUAGCUGGGACCCAAUGGUGAUGUGGAGAGCUUUUAUGGGGGCAAGAAAAGUAUUAAAAGAGGAUGCCAUUAAUUUUAAAGCCAUUGAUUGCUUGGAUUGGUGUGAGGUAGAAAUUAACGCCUUUCAGUUCUUCAAAGGAUACUUGGAAGGUCGUAGAUAUAGAAAUGGAUGGCCAGCUAUGCUGAAGCUAAAGGAUUGGCCUCCAUCAAAUUUUUUUGAAGAGUGUUUGCCAAGGCAUGGUGCUGAGUUUAUAGCGAUGCUUCCUUUUAGUGAUUAUACACAUCCCAAAUCCGGUAUUUUAAACCUGGCCACAAAGCUCCCUGCUGUUUUGAAGCCUGAUUUGGGUCCUAAAACAUACAUUGCUUAUGGAACUUCAGAGGAGUUGUGUAGAGGUGAUUCUGUGACAAAAUUACACUGUGACAUUUCAGAUGCGGUCAAUAUUCUGACACACAGUGCUGAAGUAAAGCCACCACCAUGGCAAUCCAGAAUCAUUAAAAAAUUACGAAAGAAAUAUGAAGAUGAAGAUAUGCGUGAGCUCUACAGCCAGGACAAAAAGGAAGUUAGUUUACCUAGAAAAAGAGGCAGAAAGCGUCGUGUAGGUUUUAACGUGGAUCCUAAAACUUCUGAAAAAGAAGACCCUAGUGGUAGAGACUCACCCUUGCAAGGAAGUCAAGGAAAAGAAGAGAAACUUGAUGAACAAGAAUCCUCAGAACCCACCAAAAUUAAAUUCGAUUUAAAUGCCAGCGAGCAGGAAAUCUCCGACUCACCAAAUUUUCAGCAAUUUGACCUCAAUAGUCAUGACUCCAGUUUCUUGGUUCCUGGAAACAAUUGUGAGUCGAUGCAUUAUGAUAAUGUGCAGCAAAGGUGCUCAUCGCUAGGUGAUGGAUCUUAUAAAGGAAUUUCAUCAGUGAUUGAUGAUCAACCUUGUAGUGGAACACAAGAAACAAAAAUUGUCAACAAAUUAGAUUCUUCAGAAGACUUCUGUUCGGAUAUCGAGACUAACAAUGUAGAUUCAGUCGAAAAGGAUAUUUUGAGUAAUAAUUUAUGUCAAAAUGAUUUUCAUUUGGGGACUCAAAAUGGGAGUGCUGUAUGGGACAUAUUCCGCAGGCAUGAUGUUCCCAAGCUAACAGAAUAUCUAAAGAAACACCAUAGAGAGUUUCGCCACAUGGUUAAUCUUCCGGUGAAUUCUGUGAUUCAUCCCAUUCAUGACCAGAUCCUUUAUUUAAAUGAGAAGCAUAAAAAGCAACUAAAACUAGAAUAUGGUGUUGAACCGUGGACGUUUGAACAACAUCUUGGAGAGGCUGUUUUCAUACCUGCUGGAUGCCCACAUCAAGUGAGAAAUAGAAAGUCUUGCAUAAAAGUGGCUAUGGACUUCGUUUCGCCCGAGAAUGUUCGAGAAUGUGUUCAAUUAACAGAGGAAUUUCGUUUACUUCCGAAAAACCAUAGAUCUAAGGAAGAUAAAUUGGAGAUAAAGAAGAUGGCACUUUAUGCUGCUCAUGUUGCUGUUGCUGAAGCCAAUAAACUCAUGGGAGCUAAAUGAAUGAAGCCAAAGCCUGCCAGUAACAACUUUUUGGAAAAAUAACUCGAGAAGCAAUUUUGCUGCUGCCUGUUAGUUUUGUUGUAUCGUGCUUGUAACCAUUUUCAAAGAGACUGUAAAUUUGCCUGUAUCAUGUUGUUCCGUAUCAUACAAGUCAUUGGAAAUUCCAUCAAAGUUCAAGUUGAAUAUUGGUUGCUGCUGCACCGUUACUAGACACUGACAACAUGUGUACAAUAAAGCCAAAUACUCUGAAUAUUUGAAGAAUGGUGUGUAUCAACAUUGGGGUGUUGUUGUUAGAAAAUGGUUCUAGCCAGGUUGAAUAUUUUUAGCUAGACAUUUACAUGAAUGAGUAACUUUCUUAUUCAAUUUUUUUUAAUGCUGUAACUUCUAGUGACUGAUCUCAAAUCAUGUAAAUCAUUUUAAGAAAUUAGGAUUUUUUGCAAUCACAAGGUCAACAUCGACCUCGCAUUUAAAUGAA
Molecule: messenger RNA, 5650 nt
Organism: Vicia villosa (hairy vetch)
Lineage: Eukaryota; Viridiplantae; Streptophyta; Magnoliopsida; Fabales; Fabaceae
Exons: 13
Coding region: 220-5175 (1651 amino acids)
Biological process (GO): regulation of transcription by RNA polymerase II
Cellular component (GO): histone deacetylase complex; chromatin
Molecular function (GO): transcription coregulator activity; histone H3K9 demethylase activity; chromatin DNA binding
Source: RefSeq, a predicted model, not a curated record